This is a messenger RNA of Peromyscus californicus insignis, 1988 nucleotides long. RefSeq names its product UFM1 specific peptidase 2 (gene Ufsp2). The record is from RefSeq and is a predicted model, not a curated record. The transcript has 11 exons. Bases 552 to 1901 code for a protein of 449 amino acids. NCBI's taxonomy places the organism in Eukaryota, Metazoa, Chordata, Mammalia, Rodentia, Cricetidae.
CUUCCUUUGUUGUUGAAUUUAUAGUGAUACAUAUUGAGGAUAAGAAAAAUAAACUAAACUCAAAUUAAAUGGGAUUCAACUUUAGGUGCUGUAUUCUAACUCCCUUUCCAGCCCACAGGGCAUCUCUGUGUAAAUUAAGAGAUUUAACCUUCCUUAUGAACCUUUAGGGCUAUCUUGAAGAAAACUAACUCUCUCUCUCUCUCUCUCUCUCAUACACACACACACACACACACACACACACACACACACACACACACACACACACGGGUAAAAUAUCCCUAAUGAACACAAUGUAAAUAGACUGCCUGGAGCUGCACAUGGCAGAGUUGUAAGUGUGUGUUACCCCAUGUCCUGGUGCCCAGCUCUUUUAAACACUGUAGUCUACUGGAGUGUUAGAAGAAACUUGGAGGAGGAGAAAAUCAGCGGGAUCUUGCUGAAGCAAAUCCCAGGAUGUCUUCUAGUUGCUGCCUGAGGCUGAUGCUGAACACUUGAGAUGGAGAGUACCCAGGGAGGAGUGUGAGAAACUGCAGCCGAGAUGCGAUACUUUUGAGAUGCUGCUGGCUGGGACAUCGUGUCCAGACAUGUUUGUCAAGAACGCACUAAAACAAGUGUUGGACGACCUCACUAGCAAGCUGUCGUCAGACGCUCUCGUGUUCAGAAUCUGCAACAGCCCCGUGUAUCUCUGGCCAAACAGCGACCUGAGCACGGGAGAGUUCACUGACAGCUCGACCUGUAAGAGCAUAGUGCACUUCAUUCAAUUGGAGCAGGAAGAGGAUACGAAGCGAAAAUUCAUAAAAAAGAAAGACAAAAAGUUACCAGACAUGCAACAAAUAGUAAAUAUAGAGCUCAUGCUGGAAAUAUCAACCUCUCUGGGAGCUGUAACCCCCAUCAUUGAAAGGGAAAAUGAAGAACACCACUACAUUAAUAUGAGCUUGCCGAUCGAUGCGGUUGUAUCUGUUGCUCCCGAAGAAACAUGGGGAAAAGUUCGAAAACUUCUAGUGGAUGCAGUUCUUAAUCAACUAGUUGAUGUGGAAAAAUGCAUUUUGAGAUAUAUGAAAGGAACAUCCAUUGUAGUCCCUGAACCACUGCACUUCCUAUUGCCAGGGAAAAAAAAUCUUGUAACAGUUUUAUAUCCAUCAGGAAUUCCAGAUGGUCAGCUGCAGGCCUAUAGAAAGGAGUUACAUGACCUCUUCAAUCUGCCUCAUGACAGACCUUAUUUCAAAAGGGCUAACGCUUAUCACUUUCCAGAUGAACCAUAUAAAGAUGGCUGCCUUAGAAACCCACAUACUUACCUGAGUCCGCCUAACAUAGAGGGUAGCAUGGUUUGUGUGGUCCAGGGCAUCUAUGCUUAUCAUCACUAUAUGCAGGAUCGGAUAGAUGAUAAUGGCUGGGGCUGUGCUUAUCGGUCCCUACAGACCAUCUGCUCAUGGUUCAGACAUCAGGGAUACACAGAGAGGUCCAUUCCAACACACAGAGAAAUUCAGCAGGCUCUUGUUGAUGCCGGAGACAAGCCAGCAGCAUUUGUGGGAUCACGGCAAUGGAUUGGAUCUAUUGAAGUACAGCUGGUGCUAAACCAACUGAUUGGUGUCACUUCAAAAAUACUGUUUGUUAGCCAAGGUUCAGAAAUGGCCUCUCAAGGACGGGAACUGGCCAACCAUUUCCAGAAUGUGGGCACUCCAAUAAUGAUUGGGGGAGGAGUAUUGGCUCACACAAUACUAGGAGUCACAUGGAAUGAAACUACAGGGCAGAUAAAAUUUCUAAUUCUAGACCCGCAUUAUACAGGUGCGGAAGACCUGCAAGUUAUCUUGGAAAAGGGCUGGUGUGGAUGGAAGAGCCCAGACUUUUGGAACAAGGAUGCAUACUAUAACUUAUGCCUUCCUCAACGACCGAAUGCUGUUUAAAUGCUAUUUAAAUUACUUGGAGUCAAGACUAUAGGUUUAAAAGAGCUGUUCUAAUGUCAAUAAAAGCAAGCAUAAUUUUAAAUUAAA